This is a messenger RNA of Microstroma glucosiphilum, 909 nucleotides long. RefSeq names its product PRTase-like protein. The record is from RefSeq and is a predicted model, not a curated record. The transcript has 6 exons. Lineage: Eukaryota; Fungi; Basidiomycota; Exobasidiomycetes; Microstromatales; Microstromataceae. Bases 85 to 786 code for a protein of 233 amino acids.
CAUCUCACCCAGUCGGUGGCUUCCACAUCUUUCUUUUUCUUUCAGGUCUCCACUCACUCUUCUCAAACCCUUCCGCCGAGCGAAAUGUCCUCCUCCUCCAUCCCUCCCAACACCUCCUCAGCCGCCGCCGCCCCCUCCAUAGGCCCUGCCAUCCCACCCAAUGUAGUCCGUCUUCCUGCCACUUCCCAGCUAGAGGCACUUCUGACGGUGAUCAGGGAUCAGAAGACGGCUCGAUCGGACUUCAUCUUCUACUCGAACCGCAUCAUUCGGCUAUUGGUAGAGGAGGGACUGAACCAUUUGCCGGUGACGGAGAGUACCGUCAUGACGCCUACAGGGCUGCCGUAUCGAGGAGUGGCAUUCGAGGGAAGAAUCUGCGGUGUCUCUAUCUUGAGAGCAGGAGAGGCCAUGGAAGCCGGACUGAGAGACUGUUGUAGGAGUGUGAGGAUUGGCAAGAUCUUGAUUCAAAGGGACGAGGAAACAGCAAAGGCGAAGCUCUUCUAUGCUAAGCUACCAGAGGACAUUGAAGAGAGAUGGGUGCUAUUACUGGACCCAAUGCUCGCCACGGGCGGCUCAGUGAUCAAGGCCAUCGACGUUUUGCAGGAGCACAAGGUGCCACUCUCGCGGAUCAUCUUCCUCAACCUCAUCUCAUCACCAGAAGGCUUGAAGAGUGUCCACGACAAGUACCCGGAAGUGCGCAUCAUCACUGGUUGGGUGGAUGAAGGGCUGAACGAGAAGAACUACAUUGUACCAGGUCUGGGAGACUUUGGAGACUCCUUCUUUGGUUGAGAGGGGGCGAUGCAUUAUUUAGAAGACCAAAGCGCCCAUUGUCACGCCAUGUUCUGCUGCCCGUCCAUGAUCUUCGUAUGAGUCUUGUUGGGGAGAGGAGGGAGGAGGACUCGUAGACCCACC